UGCUUCCGAGUUGUUGGCAGCACCAGCAAGCCGGUUUUAAAUUUACUGAUUGAUCUCCAUUUUCAAAUUGCAAUACAGAUUCGUCAUUUGACUUGACUUUGUAGGCGCCAUUUUGUGGCGGCUUUAACAUGAGAGGCCGAGGUGUUCCCGGUAUGAGAGGCAGAGGUGGACCACCACGGGGCGGUGGAAUGCCGCCACGUGGCGGUCCUCGUGGUGGAUUCCGCGGAGCGCCCAUGCGUGGCGGUCCUCGUGGUGGAUUCCGCGGAGCGCCUAUGCGUGGCGGCGGCGAUCGCGGUGGCCGCUUCCCACCGGGGCCUCAAGGUCCUGGCCCACACCCAGUUCCUACAAUAGAAAGCAGGGGACCUCCACAAAGAGGUGGAUUUGGCAAUAACCGAGGUGGUCCCGGUGGUAUGAGAGGCCGUGGGGGCUUUGCACCUCGCGGAGACAGGGGUGGCCCACCACACAUGAGGGGUAGGGGAGGUAGGGGUGGUGGCCCUAUGGGUGGUCCCCCAGUAGGGCCUCCCAUGCAUGACCUACAUGAGCCCAGUGGUCCACGACCUAUGCCUCAAGGAGCCCCUGCACCCGCACCCUACAAACGAACAAGUGGGCCACCACAUGGAGGAGGACUGGGAGCACCUAAACGUGGAAGGUUUGAUGGCCCCCGUGGUGGUGGUGGUGGUGGCAGACCCUCAGCGGGAGGUUACCAGCCCCCACAACACAAUCCAGCCCCACAGCCCAAUGGAUAUGAGCCAGUUCAUACAGGAUACCAACCUUACGAACAGCCACCGGCCGACCCAUAUGCGGCACCUUCAUACACCUCAAACUCCUAUCAAGGAGGCAGUUACUCAUCUCCGGCUCCAGCGCCAGCUUCGACGGGAUACAAUUCGGGAUACGGCUCUAACUAUGGCUACUCAACAGGCCAAGGGGGAUAUGAAAAUGAUAAUUACAGUAAUUCUGGUGGGGCCGGAGACGCGGGCUACGGAGCCAGCGAACCGGCCUACACGGCCCAAGAAUACGACUCGUAUGGUCAGCCCGUAUACCCAUACCAACAACAACAACAACAACACCAACAACCCCAACAGUACAACGCUAACUAUGGCAGUUGGUGAUUGAUAAAGAAACUUAAUGUCACAAAAUGUUGGAUUAAAACAAGAAUGGAUGUAAUUGUAUUGUGAAAUAGUACAUUAUGUAAUAAUACAGUGGUAAAAUUACCAUUUCUAGAAAUUAAGAAAUAAAAUAAUGUGAAUGAA
Molecule: messenger RNA, 1250 nt
Organism: Pieris napi
Lineage: Eukaryota; Metazoa; Arthropoda; Insecta; Lepidoptera; Pieridae
Product: basic salivary proline-rich protein 2-like
Exons: 9
Coding region: 129-1109 (326 amino acids)
Source: RefSeq, a predicted model, not a curated record